Molecule: messenger RNA, 2712 nt
Organism: Postia placenta MAD-698-R-SB12
Lineage: Eukaryota; Fungi; Basidiomycota; Agaricomycetes; Polyporales; Adustoporiaceae
Exons: 5
Coding region: 1-2712 (903 amino acids)
Source: RefSeq, a predicted model, not a curated record
AUGUCAGGACAACAAUGCUUGCCAUAUUUGGGUCCCGAGGAUGUGAUGGCCCCUCGAGUUGUGAUGGUGGCACCUCGCCUGCACCUCGCACAACAGACCAUCGCCCAGUUCGAUUUACUCCUGCUGACUCUUGGCUUUUGGACCCCUCAGGUCACUCAGCUUCAUGCUGAUCGUCCACCCAACGUCUACGUGCGAUGUCUGUCUGGACGGAUACAACUGGUCUUCGCCUUCCCAUACGCCACAUGCCAUUGCUUGCGGACAUGUAUUCUGCUUGCAGCGUUCCGGCGAGAGAAAAUCAGAAAGCUACACAUCGAUCGCUUCACAUCUAAUGGCGAUCAAGAAUCUGCGGGGGACACGGAAGAAAACGAGCUGUUACAGCGGCUAGUCCUUCUGUUUGGGGAACAUACACCGGACGAUAACGUCGAGUCUGUGGUCGGAGAAGCCCAUGACUGGCUCUCGACACGCGAAGACAAUCUGAGUGCUCAUAGGGCACUGCGCUCAGCUGUUGCUGCGCUUCAAAGACAUAAAGAGCUCCAACAAGAGAGCCGCGAAGCGAAAGAGGCUAUAGACAGCCUUCUUCAAAAGCACCGGCGGCAGAUGCGGGCAAAGGAACAGGAACUGCACACUACACGCACGAUAGAAGAUAACCUCGUGAAGAGGAUGAGUGAAAUGGAACACGAGCUGCAAGCGUCACUUCAAGAGGCAGAGGCAGAGCUCGCUCAGCUACGCGGACAUCAGGAAGUUCAGUAUGAUACAUCCAGCUCGUUGAAGCAACCGGACUCUGCCUCUCCUGGUUCGUCGAGGUACCAAGACGCUCCCAAUCCGCUACCCCAACCUCCCCAGCCCAUCACGCCCGAACGCCUGGCCUCAUUUUCCCGCUCGUAUGCGCCGGCAAGCGCUGAACCAUCUUCCAGCGCUGCAUCAACCACAACCCAUAACAGCGGCCGAGUCAGCUUCGACCAAGUGCGCGCAUCCGCCACGAGCCUGACGGAAUCCUCAUCAGAGCAUCGGGAGGAUCUACGUCGAGACAAGACACUCAAAGCCCCCCUACUUAUCCCAGGCGCCCCGCCUACCCAAAAGGUUAUCCCUCCGCGUCCGCCCAAGGAGCAGGAUCGCAGCAGAGAAGAGAGGGGCCUUCCCCGCUCGAUAUCCUCCGGAUCUGUCAAUACGGUGCCCCCACCGUCCCUUAGCGGGUCGCAUGCAGGCACGUCUGGGAGCAGCAUCAUACAGACGACAUAUGGGUACCAGUACGGCUUCAUCCCAGGCCAGGGACACGUUUGGUACCAGGUACCAUGGCCGCCAGCAACUGGGCCAUCCACCAGUGCCGUGGCCUAUGCGGGAAGUGGGAAUGCCAACGCACAGCCCAGCGCGAGCAACGACAGCCUAUCGCGUCAUGCCCCAAAUACCACUUCUGCAACGCAGAACCCGCUCGCUCGAGAGGGGGCAAGAACAGACUCGCGAUCUGCAAGUACACGAUCGGGACACGCGCAGAAUGGCGCGUCCCCGAACGGCGUACAGAGUGCCGGCCCUUCCCAGCCACCCCCUGGAAAUUCGAACACCAGCACACUCUCAAAUGCCAGCCUCAGCCACAUGACACUGUUGAGCGCACCACAAAGCGCGAGGAGCGGCAGCCACGAUCAACGCUCCGCCAGUCAGCGCGAUAUACUGAGCAUCCUUAAUAUGCCUAUGGAGCCGCAGCAAUCGGAGUCGUCUCCGGCGCCGACGUGGGGCACGGUGCAUUCCUCGCAGAUUCCCUCGAGGACUUCGGCCAACUCGAGCCUUGGAGAUCUGGGUCUCUUCGGACUGCCCCCAAUGGAUAUAUCUGCAGAGGACGACGAGCCUCCGGAGGAGGAGGGGAGCUCAUCUAGCGAAGACGAGGUGCUAGACGAAGAUAAUCUCAUGACUCCGAGGAGGCGACCGUUGACGCAUGGGCGAAGCGUUGUGUCUGAAGAACCGCGGGCGAUUCAGCCUACGCCCGGCCUGAUGCUACAUGUCUAUGCCGCCCCUCCACGGCAGGUCAUCAGCGGGCCCCAGGAGCUCCAGAUCGUCUCGCAGUCGCUCAUGCAGUAUGCCAGCCAGCAGCAGCGAGAGCCGCAUGCGCACAAUCACUCCGCGCGGACAACCCCUGGUCCCAACACCGAGUAUGUUGGUACAUCCGACACCAUCUUUGGAUCCAGGACUGGCAUACCCUUGUACAGCUCGCGCCCGCAGUCAAGACGCGGUGAGGAGGACAGGCCGCAGCGAGGCCCCGUACUACCCUCGCGGACCCAUAGCGACUCAUAUGGUUUGUACGACCGCGGCAGCAUCAGCGACUCCGAGCAUGUCUACCCGCGGCACUCUGGCCACCGUCGCCAUUCGUCCAUGUCAGCGCAGGCGGGACCCUUUGCUGCCCCGCCCCAAACAUCCGCCUUGAGGCAACACUCCGCCGCUUCCCGUGCCAUCUCUGACCGUGCAGCUCAGACUGUUCGGUUCCAGAGCCCGGUAGAAGCGCCUUCGCGGGAGCGGAGGCAUCGUGAUGCGCAUCGGCAUGUAACACCUGCGUCCGCGAUCGACGAGAAUGGGUUUGUGCCGGCCCUGGGGCAGAGCUCGCUGUUGUUGUCGUUCUCUUCUGGUCCCGCGAGUACAUCUUCUGCUGUCAACGGGCGGGCCCCGCGACCCGGCAGUCGCAGCGAUGGUCUGUUCGGUCUACUGGGUUCACGAGGAAGGAGAUAG